AUGCUGUUCUAUCAUGCAGGUAGAAGCAAUCUAUAAGCAGUGUUUUGAGUACUUUCUUUGAAGUUUAUAAGAGUAUUGGAUAGAUAUAUACACAUAUAUUUGUGUGUGUGUGUGAGUGAAUUUGAAAGAUGGGUGAUCGGCAGCAACAAGCACAACAACAGGCACAGGGCAUGAUGCAGAAGAUACAAGAAAAAACACCCAAUUUACAGCAGAUAAUGAAGCUGGUUGGUGCAAUUGCUGUGGGAGGGAUACUCAUGGUUAUGGCUGGCAUGACAUUUGCAGGGACUGUGGUAACACUGGUUUGUGCCACCCCUGUGCUGGUUUUCUUUAGUCCUAUACUUGUUCCUGUUGGAAUUGUUUUGUUUUUAACCAUGGCAGGUUUUCUGUCUGCUGGUGGGUUUGGAGUUGCUGCUCUCUCUGCUCUCUCAUGGAUCUAUAACUACAUGAGAGGAAAACACCCACCUGGGUCUGAUCAGGUGGACUAUGCAAGGCAAAAGAUUGCAAGCAAGGCAAGAGAUGUGAAGGAAAGAGCCAAGGAGUAUGGUCAAUAUGUGCAGAAUAAGGCUCAGGAGGUCACCCAAGGAGCUUGAACAAUAUAUUAUCAUAAGUACAUCUAAGUCUACUUUCACUAGGCCAUUUGCAGUAUAUUAUUGGAGGCAUUUCAUGUUGGAUCGCAGAUAUAUAUACAUAGAGUAUAUUAUGCUCUCUGCACCAUUCAUCCAUUAGUAUAUUGUUUCAUGGAAAUAAUGUUUUUAUAGGUUUUUCCUUUGUAGUCAUUGGGUUUUGUUCAGUAUCAGGCCUCUAGUGGUAGUGAAGUUGCAUUUGAUCCUCUGUCGUUGUAAAUGGCAAUGUUGUGUUAAAUUCUGUUUAAGACAUGGUAAAUGUUUAGAUCAUUGUAUUUGAUCUCUAUAUAUAGUGUUUUUUUUCUCUUA
Messenger RNA from Cryptomeria japonica (Japanese cedar), 932 nucleotides. RefSeq names its product oleosin G. Gene Ontology annotation, cellular component: membrane; monolayer-surrounded lipid storage body. The transcript has a single exon. NCBI's taxonomy places the organism in Eukaryota, Viridiplantae, Streptophyta, Pinopsida, Cupressales, Cupressaceae. Bases 129 to 590 code for a protein of 153 amino acids. Gene Ontology annotation, biological process: lipid storage. The record is from RefSeq and is a predicted model, not a curated record.